AUGAAGCUCUCCAUUCUUCGCAGGUCGAAGAGCACGAUAUCCGCCUCCUCCGUCUACGGCCUCGACCAUGCAGUUCUCAACAUUCCCGUCCCCCCACCAACCAUGUGGAUGAAUCUCGGUUAUUGGAAGCCACGGCCAAACAAACCUGACCGCCAACAGGACACAACUGAUUUCCCUACCGCUUGCGCUGCGCUCCUAGAUCAAGUUUUGAUAACAGCGUCGCUACUAGACGAGAAUGGCGACGCGAAUCCCCAGCCGCCGGAGAAGAAGAUACGGUUGCUGGACGUAGGAAUUGGGUGCGGGGACCAGUCGAUGCGGAUACUAGGGUACAAACGGGGAACGGGCCCCGGGAUGCAUAGAUGCGAAGCAGAAACAGCAGAACAGGACGGGGCCGGGGAUGCGAAAGACAGCACGAGCCCGAAGAAGCCGCUAUUCGACUCUUACGUCGGUAUCACCUCUAUCCCUGUCCAGGCGCAGUUCGCAAAGCAGCGGGUUGAAAGACUCGAAAAGGAAAACCGCCGCGCCUUCUCCUUGUCUUCCUCACCUUCCCCGUCCGAGAAGGGUGAAGACAAAGGCUUGACUCCAAGCAACCGAGCUCAGGUCUUUUGCGCCGACGCCGCAAACCCCUCGUCCUGGAGCCCCGAGCUGAAAGCCUCCCUCCCGCCUGCUCCGGCCCAGCAAAUAGAAGAGAACUGGCUCCUAGCCCUCGACACCCUCUACCACUUCUCGCCGUCCCGCUUUCCGCUCCUCAAAUACGCGCACUCUACACUCCAAGCCUCACUAAUGGCCUUCGACCUCCUCCUUCCCACCCCGAAGCCUUCACUCUGGACGCGGCUCCUCCUCCGCAUCUUGUGCCUUUUAACGGGAACACCAUAUACGAAUUUCCUCACGGAAGAUGAAUACACCGCGCUCUUAGUUGAGGCUGGGUAUGAUUUGUCGGAUAUCAGCUUCCGAGAUAUAUCAGGGGAUGUAUUCAGUGGGAUUGCUGGGUAUAUCAAUUCGCGCGAAGAGGUGUUGAAGGGAUACGGUCUAGGUGGAGAUAUUUUGAAGCUUAGGAACUAA
This is a messenger RNA of Aspergillus nidulans FGSC A4, 1062 nucleotides long. RefSeq lists its product as uncharacterized. The transcript has 3 exons. Bases 1 to 1062 code for a protein of 353 amino acids. The record is from RefSeq and is a predicted model, not a curated record. Lineage: Eukaryota; Fungi; Ascomycota; Eurotiomycetes; Eurotiales; Aspergillaceae.